Sinocyclocheilus anshuiensis is the source of this 957-nucleotide messenger RNA. RefSeq names its product potassium voltage-gated channel subfamily S member 2-like. Gene Ontology annotation, molecular function: voltage-gated potassium channel activity. Gene Ontology annotation, biological process: action potential; potassium ion transmembrane transport; protein homooligomerization. Bases 1 to 957 code for a protein of 318 amino acids. The transcript is spliced from 2 exons. NCBI's taxonomy places the organism in Eukaryota, Metazoa, Chordata, Actinopteri, Cypriniformes, Cyprinidae. Gene Ontology annotation, cellular component: membrane; voltage-gated potassium channel complex. The record is from RefSeq and is a predicted model, not a curated record.
AUGCGCAGCGGCUUCGUUUGGCGGCGGCUGCUGUCCAAGCGACUCUCUCGCUUCCCUGAGACCAGACUCGCACGCCUGCUGAGGUGUCGGUCCAAAGAGUCCAUCCUCGAACUGUGCGACGACUACAACGACUCUGAGAACGAGUUCUACUUUGACCGCAAUCCGGCGCUCUUCCCUUAUGUUUUACACUUCUACAACACAGGGAGGCUACACGUCAUGGAUGAGCUCUGCAUCUUCUCCUUCAGUCAGGAGAUCGAGUACUGGGGCAUCGACGAGCUGUUCCUGGACUCGUGCUGCAGCGGCUCCUAUCACUGCCGCAGGAUGGAGCCCGAGGUGAGCGACUGGGAGGAGAGGAGCGAGGAGGCCAGCACCACCUCCUCCUUCCACGAGAUCCUGGACUUCUACAGCGACGCCGGCAAAUUUGACAAGCAGCUGCUCGGAAGCGUCCGGCGGAGGAUCUGGCUGAUGCUGGACAAUCCCGGCUACUCGAUCCCCAGCCGGCUCAUCAGCAUCUUCUCCAUUCUGGUGGUGCUGGGCUCCAUCGCCUCCAUGUGCAUGAACAGCAUGAGCGAGUUCACGCUGCUGGACGCUGAUGGAAAGCCCCGCGAGGACCCUCGCUUCGAGGCCGUGGAGCACUUCGGCAUCGGCUGGUUCACGCUGGCCAGAUUGGCCAGAUUCACUGUGGCUCCAGACCUUCUGCAUUUCUUCGAACACCCGCUGAACCUGAUGUCCAUCCUGUCCAUCCUGCCCUUUUACUUGACCCUGCUGAUGCACCUGAGACAGACACAGCUGGAGACCGUCAUGCGGAGCUGUGACUUCGAUGGGGGAGUAAAGGAGGCUCCAUCUGUGAAUCUGAGGAAUUAUUAUGCUCAUAAAGUCAAAACACUGAUGGCCAGUCUGUCCAACAUGAGCCGCAGUUCACCCAGCGAUCACAGUCUAAACAUGUCUCUGCAUUAG